Choloepus didactylus (southern two-toed sloth) is the source of this 3199-nucleotide messenger RNA. Its product is annotated as 24-hydroxycholesterol 7-alpha-hydroxylase. The record is from RefSeq and is a predicted model, not a curated record. Gene Ontology annotation, biological process: cholesterol homeostasis; bile acid biosynthetic process. NCBI's taxonomy places the organism in Eukaryota, Metazoa, Chordata, Mammalia, Pilosa, Megalonychidae. Bases 881 to 2488 code for a protein of 535 amino acids. The transcript is spliced from 14 exons. Gene Ontology annotation, molecular function: heme binding; iron ion binding; oxidoreductase activity, acting on paired donors, with incorporation or reduction of molecular oxygen.
GAAGAAGCAGGCGCAGCAUCGAGGGCUGCGCACAAACUAGAACGAAGCCACCCGCCGGUCCCUCCCUCACCGCGGCACCCGGGGGACUUGCGGGGGAGGCCCAGCGUGGGCGGCCGUGUACCUAGCUCGGCCACGGUAGCCGCGCAGCCGGACAAGAGGAACUUGCUCGCUCGGGGCCAUUUCUGGGCGAGCGGCAACAGCCUCUUCUCAUCCUCUGGGACGGACAUUCGGCUGCAGGACAGGACGACAAUGCACCCCUUCUCACCCGCGCCCCGCGCCCCGCGCCCCACGCCCCGGCUGGCCUGCCACCCUGCCAGGACUGCCGCUCUUCAACCUGCGAGGAGUGGGGCGGGGAUCAUUUCGCUAGCUGGGCUCAGCAAGGCCGGGUGAACCCGCAGCCCCUCCUGGCACCGUCAGACUUGAGCGGAUCAGCUGCCCCCAGGACCCAGGAGAAAAACAAAGCGGGGGCCCACGAGGCUUCUGGGAAACGUAGUCCGCCAGGCUCCGCGCCUCCUCGGCCUCAUUCUCUGAUUGGCUGGGAGCCGCGCCGCUGCCUUGGGUCGCCACGGCAACAGAGCACUUCCCACCCCUGCACCGCCCCAUUCGGUUGUUGCUUACCACCCCGGAUGGGUCCUGCCCCUGCAUUCUUUCCCCUGUGGGAGGACUUAAAAGAGAAAUGGAGUUGGACUAGAGCAAUGAUGCAAGAAUCACUUAAAAAUUGGGGCGGGGAAAGGAAGUUGUGGUUACGAAGAACAGGCUGCUGAAGUUGCAUUAGGAAAGUUAGGAGGCUGGGUAGAGAUCCUAGCCCAGAGAGAGGGAGCAAGUACAGGGGUAGGGAGGCUUUUUCCUUCUCUGAAUCUGGAAGACCCUGGACAAAAACAUGGAACUAAUUUCUCCAGCAGUGAUUAUAAUCCUAGGUUGCACUGCUCUUUUAUUACUUCUUCAGUGGAAGAAUUUGCGUAGACCCCCAUGCAUUAGGGGCUGGAUUCCUUGGAUUGGAGCUGGAUUUGAGUUUCGAAAAGCCCCUCUAGAAUUCAUAGAGAAAGCAAGAAUCACGUAUGGACCAAUAUUUACAAUCUUUGCUGUGGGGAAACGAAUGACCUUUGUUACUGAAGAAGAGGGAAUUGAAGUGUUUCUAACAUCCAAAAAAGUAGAUUUUGAACUGGCAAUACAAAGUCCCGUCUAUCGUACAGCAUCAAUUCCGAAGAAUAUCUUUUUUGCACUUCAUGAAAAACUCUAUAUUGUGAUGAAAGGGAAAAUGGGGACUUCCAACCUGUAUCAAUUCAUUGAGCAGAUUACUGAAGAAUUACAUGAACAACUGGAGAAUUUAGGCACUCACGGGACGAUGGAGAUGAACAUCUUAGUAAGGUAUCUCCUUUAUCCAGCCACAGUGAAUGUGCUCUUUAAAAAAGGUUUCUUCCCCACAAACAAGAAAGAAGUCAGGGAGUUCUGUCAGCAUUUUCAAGCAUAUGAUGAAGGUUUUGAGUAUGGAUCCCAGAUACCAGAAUGUUUCCUAAGAAGCUGGUCAAAAUCCAAAGAGUGGUUCCGCACACUGUUUGAGAAAAACAUUCCAGAUAUAAAAACAUGCAAAUCUGCAAAAGAUAAUUCCAUGACAUUACUUCAGGCAGUGCUGGAUGUCAUAGAGAUGGAAACAAAUGGACAAAAUGGUCCCAAUUACGGACUUUUACUCCUUUGGGCUUCUCUGUCAAAUGCUGUUCCUGUGGCAUUUUGGACACUUGCUUUUAUCCUUUCUCACCCCAAUGUCCAUGAGACCAUUAUGGAAGGCAUUACUUCUGUGUUUGGCUCAGCAGGUGAAGACAAGAUUAAAGUGUCUGAGAAUGACUUAAAGAAACUCUUUCUAAUUAAAUGGUGUAUUUUGGAAACUAUUCGUCUUAGAGCCCCUGGUGUCAUUUCUAGAAAGGUGGUGAAGCCAGUUACAAUUUUGAAUUACACUGUUCCUUCUGGUGACUUUUUGAUGUUGUCUCCGUUUUGGCUACAUAGAAAUCCAAAGCAUUUUCCUGAACCCGAAUUGUUCAAACCUGAACGCUGGAAAAAGGCAAAUUUAGAGAAGCAUGCUUUCUUGGACGGCUUUGUGGCAUUUGGAAGCGGGAAGUACCAGUGUCCCGGAAGAUGGUUUGCACUGUUAGAGAUACAAUUACUUAUUAUUUUAAUUCUUUAUAAAUAUGAAUGUAGUCUUCUGGACCCAUUACCAAAACAGACCAGUGGCUCUCAGCCUGGAGCUGGCAUCAGGAUCACCUGGGGGCUUGUUAGAUCACGGAACAAUGGUCCCCAACACCAGAGUUCCAGAUCCAAGAGAUCUGGGAAAAGGACUGACUCAGCAUCGGACCGUUGUUCCCCAACAAGACAGCACAAGUAUGCCUUCUCAGGUUGGAAGGAUGACAUUUGUCAAAACCAGAGUUCUCUCCAUUUGUUGGGUGUCCAGCAGCCAGAAGGACAAUGCCGAAUUGAAUAUAAACAAAGAAAAUGAUACCUGCUGGGCCUCAGGAGGGCAAGGCCUCCCAGAGGAGUGACUUCUACCCCACAAGCUAACCUGGCAGCUCCUAGACCCAGGCAGUGCUAAAACAUACUGCUUAACUGCGUUUUAGGGUUUUAGUUUAAGAAAAUGUACAAAUGAUUCAUAUGUUUGGUAUCUUAAGAGAGGAUUAAAGAAACUACCAUUCUCUCACAGCUAUAGAGACAUGAAUACAUAGUUUAUGAAAAAUGUUUAAAUGACCAAAAAAGAGAGGUAUUUCUUAAGAAUUUGAUUUUCAUACAUAACUAGACUGAAACUAUAGAAAUAAUACCAUUUGAAUGAAAAUCUUACUUAGUGCUCUAAAUUCACUGUAAAACCAGCAUAUUUAUAUUUCUAUUUUGUAAAAGACUAAGUCUUAGACUCUAAAAAAAUAUUAAAUAAUGAUUUCUGGAAAUUUUCUAUUUUUCUUAAUAUGAUUAUUAGCUAGCACUUGGAAUUCUUAAGUUCCAUUAAUAUAAUUCUUAAUUGUAUACAUGUCAAAUGCUAAAAUGCAAAUAAAAUCAUAACUUUCUAAGUUCUGUGAGAGCAAGAAUCAUGCCUUUCUCUCAUUAGUACAUUCCCCUACACCUAGGACAGCACCUAUUCUAUAGGAGAUGUUCAAUAAUGUAUGUUGAUUGAUAUAUUGAUUUGUUUUUUAAUUAAAGUGAAAACAUUCUUUUGGCUCAA